Molecule: messenger RNA, 735 nt
Organism: Arabidopsis thaliana (thale cress)
Lineage: Eukaryota; Viridiplantae; Streptophyta; Magnoliopsida; Brassicales; Brassicaceae
Product: marker for oxidative stress response protein
Exons: 3
Coding region: 131-445 (104 amino acids)
Source: RefSeq, marked reviewed
AUUCAUAACUGUAUAUAGAUAUAGACGUCGUCCUUGUGCUUGCAGAGAAAGAUAAAAACAGAAAAAGAUAAGGAACUUGCAGAGAAAGCAAAAAAGAAAGAAGAAGCGAAGAAGAGAAACUAAGAUUCAGAUGGCUUCCCAGACAAAUCAAACCGUGGUGGAUACCAAGAAAAUCGAAACCGAGAACCCGCCAAAACCGCAAGUGCCUGCAUCAUCAUGCAGGAAGAGGGUGAAGGAUGAUAACGCCACUUUCUUUGCAAACCUCAAGGAUCACAUGGAUGAAUUCAUACAUGCCUCAAUGGAUGAACACAAGACUUGUUUCAAAAACACCAUGGACAAGAUAUUCGGGAGCUUCUCCAAGGCGGAGGCAGUUGCAGAGAAGCAAAUUGAGGCUAAGGAAGUGGUCGAGAUUCACUCUCCUCUUCAGACAGCAGUGACUAAGUAGAGAUUUUCACAACUUGUGAGCUCAGAAAUAAUCAUGGAGUGUGUUUUCUUUUUUCAUGUAUUUGGGUGUUAAUACUCUUAGAACCUGCUUCUAUCUCUAACCCAUUCUAAAUCAGACAAUUUGUUUCUAGACCAUUGCGUUUAAUCAUCUAUACUAAUAUCAUUUAAUAUGCAAGUCUUUAUCAUUCCCUACUUACGUAUUAUUAUUACUUUGCUAUGAAAAUAUGACCAUGGACCGCCAAACUUAAAUAAAGUUACUGAUUUUUUUUGUGGGUUUGGCUUGAAACUCCG